Molecule: messenger RNA, 1162 nt
Organism: Uloborus diversus
Lineage: Eukaryota; Metazoa; Arthropoda; Arachnida; Araneae; Uloboridae
Exons: 3
Coding region: 437-1150 (237 amino acids)
Source: RefSeq, a predicted model, not a curated record
UUAUAAUAUGCACGAGUAACAUGCAUAUACAUUGAAAUAAAACAAUUAUUUACAAAAAAAAAAAAAAAAAGCUGGGGAAAUUAAAUUUUUCUAAACUUGUGACAUUUUCUAUUUCUUUCACAACAUUGACGGCUCAUGUUAAAUUGAGGGGUCAUUGAGCACCCUCUUAAAAUUUGAGUAAAAAACUAAAACUUUUGCAGCAUAAUACUAUUAGUAAGUCUAAAAAAAUAGGGGGUGUCACUCUAGCUGAAAAAAAAGUUUUUUUGAACCACCCUAAUGUUCAAGCAUUAUGUAUCUAUCUCAAUAUCAUGCAAACAUUCACACAAUAAUGACUAGGAGCGCCGUGAGAAAAUUCCAACUUUUUAAAGGGUACCGCAACUAAGAAACCUUGCUAUAUACACUCUCUGUUUUCUAGAAUCCGGAUCCAAUCCUGAGUAUGCGGGUGGUGCCCAUUCCAGAACGCAAGUACCAUGUUAUCAUGGAAUUCGAAGAGGCCGCUCUCCCUUGCAAGCCCCACACAUCAGCGUCCGGCCUGAUGGUGAUGCCGCUCGAACAGAACACAAGGUUCGAGUCUCGAAGUCAGCUCCAUUUCUUCUCUUGGAUUCGGGACUCUCGUAUAGCCUCCAUGGGACUGUUGCUGGGCAACGUGGAAAAGAUUGCCGAGUUCCCUUACGUGACAUAUCUCGUAGUUGGAGGAGGGAGACACGAACUUUCCCAGAAGUUGAACUUCGUUCGGGAUCGCCCACCUGUUGAUAGCGGGAAAGAACUGCACUUCUUAGCUGGAUACGAAGAGACUAUCACGAUAUCUCGUCCACCCCUCGCUGCUGCCCCGGAGAAACCAACGGACAAAACAGGAUUCGUCGUCUGCCUAUAUCAGGUACUACCCGGAGAUGACCGGACCAGGUUUGAACAAAACUGGAUCAUGUGGACCGGUGCUCGCCAGAUUUAUAGGACCUUGCCCGAGUACAUGGGUCUGAAGAGAAUGUCCGUUCUCAAGAGUGUCUUGCCCACCCAAAUCAUCAACUACACCCUCCUGUGCGAGUAUUCGAAUAUCAUGGACCACCUGACGGACGCUUGCGUCAUUAUAGACCACCUGCGAGCUAGGUGCUGCGGAUUUACGGGCAUUUAUAGGAUCAUCGAUUCGUUAUAGCACAAUUUCAGU